AUGCCCUCCGACGCGCACGUUAAGGCAGCUCUGGCUCUCAUCAAGGGUGACGAGUCCAAGGUGCUGGGCUUGACUGUGGGCGACCACAAGAACAUCCAGCCGGGCCAAUAUGUUCCUCGCGGAGACGCCCAGUCGCCUCCCGAGCUCGCCUUCACUGGCCUUGACUCGAGCAAGACCUACCUUGUCGUGAGCCUCGACAUUGACGCGCCUUUCCCGUCGUUCGAUGUCCUCGGGCCCAUCCUGCACUGGAUCCAGCCCGGAGUGAAGGUCACCGAGUCUGGCACCCUCGACACCACUGCUCCCUUCGUCGCCAACUACAUCGGCCCUGCGCCACCUCCCGGUAGCUCGCCUCACCGUUACAUCUUCUUCCUGUACGAAGAGCCAGCUGGUUUCGAGGCCAAGGCCCAUGCUCCUCCCAAUGGCCAGAAGUUGGGUAACUGGAACCGCAUGCGCUACGACUUGGACGCCUGGGCCAAGAAGAUCAACCUCGGCUCCGUUGUGGCCUUCAACUACUUCAACAGCAACUAA
Molecule: messenger RNA, 528 nt
Organism: Penicillium cataractarum
Lineage: Eukaryota; Fungi; Ascomycota; Eurotiomycetes; Eurotiales; Aspergillaceae
Product: YbhB/YbcL family Raf kinase inhibitor-like protein
Exons: 2
Coding region: 1-528 (175 amino acids)
Biological process (GO): regulation of Ras protein signal transduction; regulation of proteolysis
Molecular function (GO): phospholipid binding; peptidase inhibitor activity
Source: RefSeq, a predicted model, not a curated record